AUGGAUAGACCGGCGAACAACCAAAUAGCGAUUGACCAAAGCAAAAAGCGUAAAACAAAACUGGAUAGUCAGUCAAAAAUAUUCAAAGGAAGAGGAAACUUAGUAACUUUACUAUCCAAAACUACAGUAAACAAGGUGAUUGAUGCAAUACUUUUGUGUAUGAGAAAAAUUAUUAGAACUGAAUUGGCUGACAAGCAGUUUAGCAUUCAAGUUGAUAGUACUCAAGACAUUGGAGCGGAAGAUCAAGCGCUUUUUCUUAGAUAUGUGGUAAAUAGUGAAAUUAAGGAACGGUUGUUUUCAGUUUUAAAGGUUAACGAUUCUUCUGGAAAGGAAUCAUUUGAUGGAGCAGCCAACAUGCGUGGUGAAUCUAAUGGUCUCCGUGCGCACAUACAAAAAGAAAAUCCAAAAAGUGUAUAUGUUUGGUGUUAUGCUCAUACAUUAAAUUUAUGUAUUUGUGACACAUGUUCAAAUAUAGCUGCUAUAAAUUUGUCUGGACUGCUUAAUCGGCUGUCAACAUUCUUUUCAGAAUCAUAUAAACGUAUGGAUAUAUGGAAGAAAAAACAAGAACAAGAAAAGGCUUUAAAAUGGAAAUUUAAAGGAGAUGACAAUUUAUAUGCUACAGUUAUCAGUGCUCUGGAUUAUGUUAUAAUGACCUGUGGUACAUUUGAUUCAAAAACCUCUUCAGAAGCCAUAUCUUUGAGGGAUAAACUAUGCGAAUUCCAAAUCAUAUUAACUGCUCACCUUUUUUUAAACAUAUUUUCCACAGUUGGUCUUACUUCAACAUAUUUACAAUCAUCCAACUUGAAUUUACUGUCUGCCUGGGAAAUGGUUGAAAAAACGAUUAAACAUAUUUCUACAAUAAAUUUUGAAGAUAUUUUUAAUGAAGCAGAACAGUUUUCAGAACAAAUGAAUAAUAGUUUAGAGGAUCUUAAACUGUCUGAAAAUGUAAUUGUUGAGUGUGAAUUACCUCAACCUCGUAUUAGAUCAAAAAACGAAUUGCCGAUGAACUGUGUAGAGAUGAAACUCCACUUAAUGUGA
Messenger RNA from Metopolophium dirhodum (rose-grain aphid), 1038 nucleotides. Its product is annotated as zinc finger MYM-type protein 1-like. The transcript has 5 exons. The record is from RefSeq and is a predicted model, not a curated record. Bases 1 to 1038 code for a protein of 345 amino acids. NCBI's taxonomy places the organism in Eukaryota, Metazoa, Arthropoda, Insecta, Hemiptera, Aphididae.